AUGGAAGCCAGAUUCUUGCAGACCGGAGCCAGUCACAGCUGUGACCAGUACCGGGAGCCACACAGCUGUGACCAGUACCGGGAGCCACACAUCUGUGACCAGUACCGGGAGCCACACAUCUGUGACCAGUACCGGGAGCCACACAGCUGUGACCAGUACCGGGAGCCACACAGCUGUGACCAGUACCGGGAGCCACACAUCUGUGACCAGUACCGGGAGCCACACAUCUGUGACCAGUACCGGGAGCCACACAUCUGUGACCAGUACCGGGAGCCACACAUCUGUGACCAGUACCGGGAGCCACACAUCUGUGACCAGUACCGGGAGCCACACAGCUGUGACCAGUACUGGGAGCCACACAUCUGUGACCAGUACCGGGAGCCACACAGCUGUGACCAGUACCGGGAGCCACACAUCUGUGACCAGUACCGGGAGCCACACAGCUGUGACCAGUACCGGGAGCCACACAGCUGUGACCAGUACCGGGAGCCACACAGCUGUGACCAGUACCGGGAGCCACACAUCUGUGACCAGUACCGGGAGCCACACAGCUGUGACCAGUACCGGGAGCCACACAGCUGUGACCAGUACCGGGAGCCACACAGCUGUGACCAGUACCGGGAGCCACACAUCUGUGACCAGUACCGGGAGCCACACAGCUGUGACCAGUGCCGGGAGCCACACAUCUGUGACCAGUACCGGGAGCCACACAGCUGUGACCAGUGCCGGGAGCCACACAUCUGUGACCAGUACCGGGAGCCACACAGCUGUGACCAGUACCGGGAGCCACACAGCUGUGACCAGUACCGGAAGUCACACAGCUGUGACCAGUACCGGAAGUCACACUGCUCCGAGUAA
This is a messenger RNA of Procambarus clarkii (red swamp crayfish), 858 nucleotides long. Lineage: Eukaryota; Metazoa; Arthropoda; Malacostraca; Decapoda; Cambaridae. The record is from RefSeq and is a predicted model, not a curated record.